UCACAGUUCCCAACUCAUAAAAGUAGUUUCAAAUGAUUCAUUGCUAGCCGCCGCCACCACCACUAACCACCGUCUCUCUCCUCCACAAACGUUUUCAGGUUGCCGCAUAAUUAAAAAAGCAAAGGAAUUGAAUACUUUUUUUGGUUACCAAGAGUCAAAAUAAUGACAAUGAUGAUGUGCCCACAAGCUCAGGCAUCUUUUCUGCAAAUACCCACCGGAGGAAUGGACUUAUCGGCGCUCCGGUGCCGGCCACAGAAGGAAAAAGUGGUGGUGGUCAUGGGUGCCACCGGUACCGGAAAAUCAAGACUCUCGAUCGAUCUCGCCACCCGAUACCCAGCUGAGAUCAUAAACUCCGAUAAAAUGCAAGUCUACGAAAGUUUAGAUAUCGUCACAAAUAAAAUCACCGACGAAGAAUGCGACGGCGUCCCCCACCACCUCCUGGGAAUCGUCGAUCCCGAGGCGGAUUUCACCGCCGGAAACUUCGUCAGCACGGCGUCACUCACAAUGAAAUCGAUCGUCGGAAGAGGUAAGCUUCCGAUCAUCGCCGGAGGAUCGAAUUCUUUCAUCGAAGCAUUGAUUGAUGAUCAGAAUUACGAGUUCCAAUCACGGUACGAGGUUUGUUUCUUGUGGGUCGACGUCGCAAUGCYKGUGCUCCAYCGRUUCGUKUCSGAYCGKGUCGAYCGRAUGGUGGCCGCCGGRAURGUKGAAGAAGUYMGAAASAUGUAUAAMCCKRAYGCCGAYUACUCGAAAGGRAUYCGRCGAGCCAUCGGAGUGCCGGAAUUCGAUUCUUAUUUCCGCGCCGAAUAUUCAAAUUCCGGCGACAAAAGAACUCGCGCCAAAUUGUUGGAAGACGCCAUUAAUGAAACAAAGAUAAAUACGUGUAAACUCGCUUGCCGGCAAAUCGGAAAAAUUCACCGGUUACGGAAUGUUAAAGGGUGGAAAAUUCACCGGCUAGACGCCACCACCGUCUUCCAAAAAAGGGGCCGAGAAGCCGAUGAGACAUGGGCGGAGAUGGUGGCAGGACCAGGGUCGGUGAUCGUAAACCAGUUCUUGUACAACUUUGGCCAUUCUCGGAGCUUUGCUACGACGGCAGACAGCGGCGGCAGAGCCAUCAGUAGAGCGGCGGCGGCGAUGGUGGCCGCCGCUCUGUAG
Molecule: messenger RNA, 1152 nt
Organism: Cynara cardunculus var. scolymus (artichoke)
Lineage: Eukaryota; Viridiplantae; Streptophyta; Magnoliopsida; Asterales; Asteraceae
Product: adenylate isopentenyltransferase 3, chloroplastic-like
Exons: 1
Coding region: 163-1152 (329 amino acids)
Biological process (GO): cytokinin biosynthetic process; tRNA modification
Cellular component (GO): mitochondrion
Molecular function (GO): tRNA dimethylallyltransferase activity
Source: RefSeq, a predicted model, not a curated record